GCGGGCCAGUUAUAAGAUACACAUUAACACACCAAAACUGGACACCUAGUCUUUAUUUUGUCAUUACUAAAACCAGCUGAUGGUCCACCAAAUAUAGAGAGACGGUAUAUAUUUUAAUAGGCACCUUACCACUAAUCAUGCAAUCUUGAAUAUCAGAGCAAAAAACAAAGGAAGAGAAUGUCUGUAGGAGAAAGGCCUCCAACAAACUCCAACAUGUGGAGUCAAUCAUCCUUAUUAGGAAAGGAUCUAAAUCUGCACUCUAUGUCAAGUAUUAAGAAUUGCAAGGACAACAUGCGAAGAAGAUUCAACGACGAGCAAAUUCGGUCACUAGAACACAUGUUUGAGACAGAGGCAAGGCCUGAACUGAGAACAAAACAGCAGUUGGCUAAAAGCUUAGGCCUACAGCCGCGCCAAGUCGCUAUAUGGUUUCAGAACAAGAGAGCUAGAUCAAAGUCCAAGCAACUUGAGAUGGAGUAUAGAAUGCUUAAAAUCAGUUAUGAUAACCUUGGUUCAAAGUAUGAAAUGCUCAAAAAAGAGAAUGAAGCCCUCCUCAUCCAGUUGCAGAGACUUAGAAAGAUAACUGAAAAGGUUGGCAAUGGAGAGAUUCAGAAUGAAGGAAAUAAAUUAGAAACGGAGGUGAUCAAGUCAGAGUUCAUACCAGAAACUUGCAGUCCUGAAUUUGGCUUACCUUUGUGUGAAGACAGUAGGGAAAUUGACUACUUGGGGACAGAAUCUGAUAUUCUCAACAUGGCACAAAUAGCUUAUGGUUUAUCAGAAAUCGAGAACGAGUGUAACAUUGAGUCAAGAAUUUUUUUUGAUGAUUCUGAUUGUAGAUCACCCUUGUGGGAGUUUUAGUAUAGAACUUUGCUGUGUAACUUGUCAA
This is a messenger RNA of Nicotiana tabacum (common tobacco), 883 nucleotides long. RefSeq names its product homeobox-leucine zipper protein ATHB-16-like. The record is from RefSeq and is a predicted model, not a curated record. Gene Ontology annotation, biological process: positive regulation of DNA-templated transcription. Gene Ontology annotation, cellular component: nucleus. NCBI's taxonomy places the organism in Eukaryota, Viridiplantae, Streptophyta, Magnoliopsida, Solanales, Solanaceae. Gene Ontology annotation, molecular function: sequence-specific DNA binding; DNA-binding transcription factor activity, RNA polymerase II-specific.